This is a messenger RNA of Tachysurus vachellii, 2499 nucleotides long. It is a transcript of the gene cgasa, whose product is annotated as cyclic GMP-AMP synthase a. The coding region runs from base 10 to 1563 and encodes 517 amino acids. The transcript has 5 exons. Gene Ontology annotation, molecular function: double-stranded DNA binding; chromatin binding; 2',3'-cyclic GMP-AMP synthase activity. The record is from RefSeq and is a predicted model, not a curated record. Gene Ontology annotation, biological process: positive regulation of defense response to virus by host; cellular response to exogenous dsRNA; paracrine signaling. NCBI's taxonomy places the organism in Eukaryota, Metazoa, Chordata, Actinopteri, Siluriformes, Bagridae. Gene Ontology annotation, cellular component: cytosol; nucleus; site of double-strand break.
GUAACAGCUAUGAGCGCUCGUGGGAGACCGCGCAAAGUCCAGGGCGAGAAUCCAGGCGCAUCUGAAGCUAAAAGUCUUCAUGCUACACGGAAGAAGAGCGAGCAAAAAAACGAGGAGCAGAAGACAACGGACGCCAAAGCGAACUCCAAUUCAAAGAUCCAUGUAAAGAUCCAUCCAAGUCAAGAAGUCUGUGCGAGGAAACCAAGUUGUGUUAAAACUCCAGAAGAGCAACAAACACCCAAACAAACAAGAAGUGGAGAGAAGAAAGUAGCUCCCCGGAGCUCAACACAGAAAGGCAACAGUAUCGAGGAGAAUCCGAACAAAGAGCUCAAGAGUGCUCCUGAAAAAGUACAAAAAAGCCAGAGUGUGGAGUCAGAUAGUCAAAAAGUCACCCGUCUGAAAAAAUCCUCCAAGGUUGCCAAGUGUGUGGAAGAGACUGACGCGCCCCAAACUGCAAAAGGUACCGAAAAUCCCAAUAAAGUACUUUUGGCUGUUCUUGAAAAGUUAAAGGUGAAGAAAAACGAGAGAUCGAAAUCAGCCAAAUGCGUCAAUGAGAUACAGACUAAAAUAACCGAGCAUCUGAAACGGCACCUGAACUGGUGCAAAGAUAUCAGUGUUCUGAAGACAGGAAGCUACUAUGAAAACCUUAAAAUAUGCCAUCCUGACGAGUUUGAUGUUAUGAUGACUCUUUGUUUGGAGAGGGUGAAACUUCAGCCAUUUUCAGAAGACGGGGCCUUCUAUAGUGUAGAAAUGAAACGACACACAAAACAUCCAUUAGACAAGUUUAUUAACGACGACAACAAUAUCAUGGCCAGUGAAAUGCUCAAAGAUUUCCGAGAGCAAAUAAAGCAAGUGAUCAGCUCACUAGAAUAUGAUGUUACACUGGAGAGGAAGAAGAUGGGCUGUCCAGCUGUAACUCUGCUCGUGAAGGAGAAUGGCAAGAACAUUUCUAUGGAUUUUGUCCUUAGUCUGGAAGUCCACUCAUGCUGGCCUGCUUUCACUCAGGAUGGCUUCAACAUAGAAAACUGGCUCGGCAAGAAAGUGAAGAUGGAGGAAAGACGGAGGCCAUUUUACCUGGUGCCUAAAUACGAGGGAAGAGGCAAUGCAGAGCAGGAUGGAAUUAUGGCCAAGGAUGCUUGGCGAAUUUCUUUCUCACAUGUGGAGAAAAAAAUCCUGAAAAACCAUGGCAACAGUAAAACCUGCUGCGAGGGAGGACAGAAAUGCUGCAGAAAAUCAUGUCUGAAACUUCUGAAAUACCUUUUGCAACGUCUGAAGGAUGAGCAACUGGAUGAGGCGGACAAGCUCUGCUCAUACCAUGCCAAGACGACACUGCUUCAUGCAUGUGCUGCCAGAGUGAAGGACAGCGAGUGGGCAGACAGUGAGCUCAGCCACUGCUUCCAGCAACUUCUCAGGGACUUUGAGCAAAAUCUGAGGGCCUGCAAGCUUCCCAACUUCUUCAUCCCCUCCCAAAAUCUGCUCAAUGGCCUUAACAAGAAAAAAUGUGAGCGCCUAGCAGACUACAUUGAAAAUCAACGAAAUAACGGGUUUCCUUUACUGUGUUAAAUCAAGAGGCUCUGAGUCAAGAGUCCUAUACUUUGUGUGGUAGGAAGUGGGAUGAUUUAUGAAACUUUUUUCAAAAUUAAAAUGUUUUUUAAUAGAUAAAAGAUUAUGUGCAUGUCAUCAAAGAUGCACUGUCUAUACCCACUAAACUCCAAUACUAAUCUUUUACAACUCUACAAACAUAUAAAGUCUCACUGGUCCCUCUAAGGGGAGAGAGUAGUUGUUGUGUGAUAUCUAGAUAUUUUAUGCUUAUUUGAAGAAUAAAAAAAACACAAAAAACAAGUUCUUUAGAAAUGUUUAAUUCAAUGUCAUUUAAAUCAGAAAAAUAUUUAUUUUGGAUACAUAAACAAUAACAAACUGAAAACAAUGUUCUUUUUCAACUCAAAUGUAAUUUUUCUUGAAAAAACUUGGAACAAAAUCUUGAGGCUGGAGACAGAUGAACUUGACUGGCCUCUUCUUUCUAGAAUCAGAAGAUAAAUGUUGAAUCUGGACAAAACUGUCUGACUUAAAUGCAGCCUCUUUAUGAGAGUUAGUUGUAGACUAGGCUUAAAUUAAUGAAUAUUGUAAAAGUAUUCCCAAAUUCUUUUUUCUGAUUUAAUUCAAUUCAAAUUAAAUGUAUUUGUAUUGCACUUUUAACAAUGGACAGUGUCUUAAAGCAGCUUUACAGAACAUAAGAAACACUACGAAAGUUUAUUAUUAGACAAAGAUUAAUAUAAAACAAUAAAUCAAGAUUAAUAUUACUUAUAUUUAAAUGGGUUUGUAUUUAUCCUCAAUGAACAAGCCUGAGGUGAAUGUGGCAAGGAAAAAUUUUAAGAUUGAAUGGAGACAAAAAAAAAAAACGUUUACUACAUUAUGGGGCAAAUUAUGAACCUAGAUUAUACAUUCCUGGACUAUAAUCAAUAUAUGAACUAAACAAAUAAAUGAAACUUUAAAAAUGUC